CGCACUUACACAAGAUGACGGGGGUGUUGCGGGUUGCAUGCUCACGCUGCGUUUUGCCUCGGUUUCUGGCCCAUGCAACACCUACAGCGACAACAAACUCAAGAACAACAGCAGCAUUGGCAGCAAGGCGAUUGAAAACAACCAUGGCCACCCGCAAGGAAAGCGAUUCCAUGGGAACCAUGGAAGUCCCCGCAGACAGCCUGUAUGGUGCGCAGACUGCCAGAUCUCUGAUGAACUUUGACAUUGGCACCGACAUUCUUCCCCGCGCCAUGAUCCGCGCCCUGGGCGUGCUGAAGCUGUCUGCAUGCCGUGCAAACCACGAGCUCGAGCAGCUACCGGCGGACAUUGUGCCUGCCAUGGAACAGGCGUGCCAGGAGGUAAUUGACGGCAAGCACGACGAGCACUUCCCGCUGCGCAUCUGGCAGACGGGCUCGGGCACGCAGUCCAACAUGAACUCCAACGAGGUCAUCGCCAACCGCGCCAUCCAGAUUCUCGGUGGCGAGCUUGGCAGCAAGACGCCCGUGCAUCCUAACGAUCACGUCAACCGCGCCCAGUCGUCAAACGACACAUAUCCAACAGCCAUGCACAUUGCCGCCGCAGAGGAGGUGACGCACAAGCUGGUGCCGGCGCUGAUGGAGCUGCGUGACGGGCUGGAGGCAAAGCGUGCCGAGUUCAAGGACAUUGUCAAGUGCGGACGCACCCACCUCAUGGACGCAACGCCGCUCACCCUUGGCCAAGAGUUCUCUGGCUACGUGUACCAGCUUGACCAGGCGCUGGCCCGCGUGCAGUCUGCCCUUCCGCAUGUGUACGAGCUCGCCAUCGGCGGCACUGCCGUCGGUACGGGGCUCAACACCCACCCGCAGUUUGGCGACAAGGUUGCCAAGCACGUGGCUGCCAUCACAAGCCUCCCCUUCAAGACAUCGCCAAACCGCUUCGCAAGCCUCGCAGCGCACGAUCCGCUCGUUGCACUGUCGUCGCAGAUGAAGAACGCAGCUGUAGCCAUCAUGAAGAUUGCAAACGACAUCCGCCUCCUCGGCUCCGGCCCGCGCUGCGGCCUUGGCGAAAUCCUCCUGCCUGCCAACGAGCCCGGGAGCAGCAUCAUGCCUGGGAAGGUGAACCCGACGCAGUGCGAGGCCAUCACGAUGGUGUGCUGCCAGGUCAUUGGCAACGACGCUGCCGUCACCGCUGGCGGUAUGCAGGGGCACCUCGAACUCAACGUCUUCAAGCCGAUGAUCAUCCACAACGUCCUCCACUCCUGCACGCUGCUGUCUGAUUCGUGCCGUGCGUUUACGGAGCGGUGUGUUGUUGGCAUUGAGGCGAACCAGGAGGCCAUCAGCGCACACCUCCGCAACUCUCUCAUGCUCGUCACUGCCCUCAACCCGCACAUCGGCUACGACAAGGGAGCUGAGGUUGCGAAAAAGGCGCACAAGGAAGGCACGACCCUCAAGCAGGCUGCGCUUGCGCUUGGCGUGGUCACCGAGGAGCAGUUUGAUGCCAUUGUCGACCCGGCAAAGAUGACCGGCCCCAUGGCCUAA
Messenger RNA from Salpingoeca rosetta, 1535 nucleotides. RefSeq names its product fumarate hydratase. Gene Ontology annotation, cellular component: tricarboxylic acid cycle heteromeric enzyme complex. The record is from RefSeq and is a predicted model, not a curated record. The transcript is spliced from 11 exons. Bases 15 to 1535 code for a protein of 506 amino acids. Gene Ontology annotation, biological process: tricarboxylic acid cycle; fumarate metabolic process; malate metabolic process. Lineage: Eukaryota; Choanoflagellata; Craspedida; Salpingoecidae. Gene Ontology annotation, molecular function: fumarate hydratase activity.